Megalopta genalis is the source of this 1021-nucleotide messenger RNA. The record is from RefSeq and is a predicted model, not a curated record. Lineage: Eukaryota; Metazoa; Arthropoda; Insecta; Hymenoptera; Halictidae.
CCACUGCCACACAAUCGCAAGUUUGAAACGUGGAUCUGCCGAAGCAGAUUCGUUUACACAUAGAAUACGUAUGGGACAUUUAAAAUAAUUUUUAAAUAUGGAGUACAUAUAUCGGUUACCAUUCACAGUACUGGAAGUACCUAAUUUAAAAUUAAAAAGACCGUCAUGGUUUGUGAAACCAAGUGCUAUGGUCGUCUUUUCAUUCAUACUUUUAUCGUAUUUCCUAGUUACAGGAGGUAUUAUAUAUGAUGUAAUCGUGGAACCUCCAAGUGUAGGAUCAACAACUGAUGAACAUGGACAUACGCGACCUGUAGCAUUUAUGCCAUAUCGUGUAAAUGGUCAAUAUAUAAUGGAAGGUCUAGCCUCUAGUUUUCUGUUUACAUUAGGAGGAAUCGGUUUCAUAGUACUCGAUCAAACACAUAAUCCAUCAACCCCCAAAUUAAAUAGGAUCUUAUUAAUAUGUGUUGGAUUUAUCAGUGUUAUUGUUUCAUUUGCUACUUGCUGGAUUUUCAUGAGGAUGAAGCUACCCAAAUAUAUUUUCUCAUUCUGUUAAAAAAAAGUGUGUAGAAUAAUUGAAAAGUUUUUCGUGGUUUCAUAUUACUUGUACAUGUGCAUUACUUUGUAAUGUUGACCUCGAAUCUUUCGGGUAACAGAGUCAAAAAUAGAAGUCAUAUUCGAAUGCAACAAUGUAACACUUUACAGAUAUAAUUUAAAUUAUGUCACACAAUAUGUUUCGCAUAUAAUUUAAUUUUAAUAUAAUUACUCACAAGUUGAACGAAAAAAUUUUCAAGUUUUAUCGAAAAAAGUUUAAUGAAGCUCAACAUUUUUCUUACAUUUAACAAAAUAUAAAUUGUACUCAGUUUGUCAAUUGUACUUCAUUGUCUACAAUUUAUUGUUUGUAUCUGAUUUUAGCGCCGCAUAGACCUUGUGAUUGUUAUUCAACAUGUUCCGUUAUUUAUGUAAUAUUUUUAGAAAAAUACAUUGUCUGUAUCAUUUGUAAUUAAAUAUCAGAUAAAUUUCA